AUGUUUGCUGCCUACCUAGCCAGGUCAGUCCAGCCCAGUACUAUUCGUGUGUAUCUGUCUGCUGUACGCAACCAUUACCUACACCUAGAAGCGGGCCAUGCGGACCCUCUGGGCGACACCUGGCUACUGGGCCGAGUUUUGAAAGGCAUAGACCGUUGCCACGGGAACUCAGCCACUCGUCCCCGGUUGCCAAUCACAGUGCGUAUGGUGCACCAACUGGUUGAUGCCUGUCAUCGCUGCACUACCCUGAAUGACAGUGAUAAACGUCUUUAUGUUGCAGCCAUGCUGAGUGCUUUCUAUGGGUUCCUGAGAUGCGCGGAAUUUACCAGCAUAGUACGUCGUCGCGACGUCAAGUUCGAGCAGGGGGCAGCACUCAUAUUCCUCCGCACUUCCAAGACCGACCCGUCUGGCCGAGGGGUAACCAUAACAAUAGGCCCAGCAUCGCCCCCGUAUUGUGCAGUUUCCGCGCUUCUCCAAUACCUGCUGGGAACUCGCAGCUCGACCAGCCCGGACCGGCCCCUGUUUGUGCUGAGUAAUGGUCAGCCUCUAUCACGACCGGCAUUUACGGCAACUGUGAGGAUGCUGCUCACCAGUUGCGGCUUUGACUCGGCACUGUAUGCUGGCCACUCAUUCCGGAUAGGUGCCGCCACCACAGCAGCGCUGGCCGGGCUGCCAGACUCCGUAAUCAGAGAGGCGGGCAGAUGGAAGAGCGAUGCCUGCCUGAGGUACAUUCGUACGCCGACUGCAGCCAAGGCACGGGUGGCUGCGGCAAUGGCCUCAGCCCCUGAUAUCAAAUUCUGA
Sycon ciliatum is the source of this 801-nucleotide messenger RNA. RefSeq lists its product as uncharacterized. Lineage: Eukaryota; Metazoa; Porifera; Calcarea; Leucosolenida; Sycettidae. The coding region runs from base 1 to 801 and encodes 266 amino acids. The record is from RefSeq and is a predicted model, not a curated record. Gene Ontology annotation, biological process: DNA integration; DNA recombination. Gene Ontology annotation, molecular function: DNA binding. The transcript has a single exon.